CCGCAGGAGGAGGCGGAGGCGGAGGAGGCGGAGGCGGUGGCCGUCCCCGGCCGCUCCUCCCGCUCCGCCGCUUGGGACGCUCUGCAGAUGGCCAGCCCGGCCCCGGCGCUUGCCCAGCCGCCGCAGCCGCAGCCACAGCCGCAGCCCGCCUUGGCCGAAGCCCGGCGCUGGAUCGAGCAAGUCACCGGAAAAACUUUCGGCGAUAAACAUUUUCGAUCAGGAUUAGAAAAUGGCGUGCUGCUGUGUGAGUUGUUGAACUCUAUAUUGCCCGGUUUGGUCACAAAGAUCAACAGAUCGCCAACUCCCAUUGCAGGACUGGACAACAUUGCCUUGUUCUUGAGAGGUUGCAGGGAAGUGGGUCUGAAAGAAUCUCAGCUGUUCGAUCCAGGAGAUCUACAGGAGACCACAAGCCGAACAACGAUCAAGAAUCUUGAUGGUAGCAGAAAGCUGAAAAACGUUUUAGUCACCAUCUAUUGGCUGGGGAAAACUGCAAACAACAGCACUCACUUUAAUGGACCGCCACUGAAUCUGAAAGAAUUCGAAGGAUUGUUAACCCAGAUGAGAAAGGACACGGAAGACAUUGAGAGCCCGAAGCGCAGCAUCCGCGACAGCGGCUAUGUAGAUUGCUGGGAUUCAGAGCGCAGCGAUUCUCUCUCCCCUCCGCGUCAUGGCAGAGAUGAUUCCUUCGACAGUCUGGAUUCCUUCGGGUCCCGUUCCCAGCAGACCCCUUCUCCAGAUGUGGUGCUGAGAGGGAGUAGUGAUGGAAGAGGAAGCGAUUCGGAGUCUGACCUUCCACAUCGAAAGCUGCCAGACGUGAAGAAGGAUGAUAUGUCGGCCAGGCGGACCUCUUACAGCGAACCCAAAUCAGUCGUGCCUUUUAACCAAUACCUUCCCAAUAAAAAUAACCAGACUGCCUAUAUCCCGGCUCCACUCAGGAAGAAGAAAGCCGAACGGGAUGACUUCCGGAAGAGUUGGAGCACGAUGUCAUCUCCACUAGGAGGAGAGAAACCUUUCAGAUCCGGCUGCAGAACCCCUGUCUCUGAUGAUGCAGAGAGCGCGAGCAUGUUUGACAUGAGAUGCCCAGUAGAGGGUGCUGUGAAUCAACCUCACAGUAAAGAUCGCCACGAAAAGCUUCAGAUCAUUCAACACCAGCUGAAGGAAGAGGAAGAUCAGUGGCAAGAUGAUUUAGCCCGGUGGAAAAACCGUCGGAGGAGUGCUUCCCAGGAUUUGCUGAAAAAAGAAGCCGAGAGGAAAAAGAUGGAGCAGCUACUCACUGGAGGAGAGGGAAGCAACGAGAGACGGAAGAGCAUCAAGACGUACCGAGAGAUUGUGGAGGAGAAAGAGAAGCGUGAAAGGGAACUUCACGAAGCUUACAAGAAUGCCAGGUCUCAGGAAGAGGCAGAUAGGAUACUCCAACAUUACAUCGAGAGGUUCACCAUUAGCGAAGCUGUCCUUGAACGCUUGGAGAUGCCAAAACUUUUGGAAAGAAGCCAUUCUGCUGAGCCAAAUUCAUCCUCCCCAUCCAAGGACUCCAACCCUCUCCGAUAUUUACGGCAGCAGUCACUCCCAGCCCCAAAAUUCACUGCCAAGUUCGAAGCCACCAUCAUCCCCACCAGUGGGCCAGAGGCUAGCACCUCCACUGGCUCCCCCGCCUCAAGCAAACCCUCAGGCUCCGUGGCUAUGCCUCUGGUGACGCCCAAGCCUUACUCGCAGCCGAAAGAUACCCAGGAGAUUUUGAGAAACUUCAAGGUGGAUGGAAAGAUCUCUGUGAACAGAGAAGCGAGCAACGGAGUGGAAGACGAACCAGACAAGGAAUGCUCGGCCUUUCUGUUUGAACCUUCCCCCAACCUUUCAACUAAGUCUGAGCACGUGGUCGAAUCACACAGGGGAUCUAUGGAAGGAAGCGCAGAUUCUACCCCUCCCGAGCUGGUUCAGAAGAGCUUAAUCGAAGACAAUGUACACAGAGAGCAAAUUGACUCCUUCACGGAAGAAGCUGAACCAGCCAGCCGAAAAGAUAGAACUGAUCUAGAAGAGACCUUUCUGGAUCCAGCCCACACAGAAUCCAGCAUGUUGUUUUCCUGUGCCAACCUCCUGCCGGCCAGCCUGGAGAGGUCUUCCUUCCACAAUCAUUCCAACGAAACAGAGUCACAUCCUGAGCUGAAUUCAACUCAAGAAGCAGAAACCCUUGAAAGAGGAGAACAUAAGGGUACAGAAGCUCCGGUUAGUCAAAAAGUUCAGAUAGAUACCUUGGAGGCUCUAAAACAAGGUGAAGACCUACCUUUUCCUCUUCUGAGGAAGUUCCCGGAGACAAGCCAAGGGGUUUUGCAGGACCCUCCCCUACAAGAUCAAAAAGCUGCUGCCGCCGAGAACAGGGACCCAACAAACCGUUCGACGUGCUGGGCUUGGGAUCCGGAAGAAGAACGCAGGCGCCAGGAACGGUGGCAGCAAGAACAGGAACGCUUACUCCAGGAAAGGUAUCAGAAAGAGCAGGAGAAGUUGAAGAAGGAGUGGGAAAAGGCGCAGAAGGAAGUUGAAGAAGAGGGACGCAAAUAUUAUGAAGAGGAACGCAAGAUCCUGGAAGAUACUGUGGUGCCAUUCAUGCUGGCUUCAAGCUCUGCAGAACCCCUGUCUACGUCAUCUUCUCUGACUGAUGGAAGCAGGACUAUGAAUUUGAUUGAUCUAAGUUACUCGGAAGACGAUAAGAAGGCAAACGAAGACGCAAAACUGAAGAUGUUAUUCUAUGAGCAAGAUGACGCAAAACAUAUGGAAUAUCAACUACGAGAAGAGAAUGCGAACGCUGUGAAUAAGGAAGAAUAUCUUGAAGGUCUGAAUUGGAGACAGAAGGAGCAAAUUCCCACCCCAGGAGACAGAUUGUCCAAGAACAUGUCUUUGCCAUUAUGUCCAGAUGUGCUGUGGAACCAGCCACGACCAGCAAGCCCUUGCAUUUCAGACACCAGACAAAAAGAUUCACAGCCAGCAUAUAAUUUAGGCCAGCCGGUCAGUUCCCCAAAAGAAGUUAAGAGGGCAGUUUCCCAAGGCAGCUCCAGAACUGGUCCAUCGUCCCCACGUUCUCCCACGGUCCAAAGCCAAUCGUCUAACAGGUCCAUCAGUGGGAAGAAGCUCUGCUCCAGCUGUGGACUCCCCCUCGGAAAAGGAGCCGCUAUGAUUAUUGAAAGCCUUGGUCUUUAUUUCCAUAUUCAGUGCUUCAGGUGUGGAAUGUGUAAGGGACAACUUGGGGACGCAGCAACUGGAACGGACGUCCGGAUCAAAAACGGCCUUCUCACCUGCAGUGAUUGUUACAUCAAAUCCAGAACUGCUGGCCAGCCAACCACUUUGUGACCCAGUUCUCAGUUCUGCAUAAGAUGUUCUCCACGGAGGACCAUCAUCCUUUGUGUCCCAAGGCUGUUUGCCACAAUGGCGUGUAAGAGCUCAAAUCCAUGGACUCCGUAGCUCUCGAACUCCCUCUUUAACCUAGAGUGGGUCGAAAAGGCCUCUUUCCUCACGUGAUCCAUCCUUUGAUUUCCUACGUUCACGUACGUUUUACAUGUAUGAAGUCUGCGGCUGCACGGUUAAGCACUUUUCCCUCCCAGCCAAGCACCUUCCAAAGUAUCGGCUCGCGCUCGAUUUUCAAAAUCCGAUAUUUUGAAAGGAAAGAAGAGGCCAUAAGCUCCUGCAUUUUUUUUCAUAUCCUAGAAGCAGAGAAUUUGAAGUUAAUGCAAACUUUGUAGAUGUUCUCUUAAUAUGCCAAUGUAUUACUUUCAUUAACUGAGUUCUUGGGAGGCGGUUGAGCAGAAGCAUAGAAAUCAACUUCUCUGUUUAUUACUAAAGAGGUAACUUUUUUUAUACAGACUAGUUUGAUAAAACACAUUGUAAUUCUGAAACCUUUUACUAAAUAUUGCCUUCCACGGAGGGUAGGGAAUUCUCUCAAUAAAUUAUUGCCCCUUCAGUCAUGCAGUCUUUGAAAAACCUAAAACCAGGGUUCUUGUAGUAACAGAUCAUCUACGUAUAAUGUUGGCAUUUUCACAAAAGCAACCUAUAAACGGUUCUCCAAAUAUCUAAUGGAUGACACCUGUUUUUUAUUUAGCUGACUUUUGCUAACUGUUUCGGGGUUUAAAACUAAGAUAAAACUCUUGUGUUUUAUUUUUACUGGGAAAAAUAAAUAUUUCCAUGCCCCUUUUGCAGUUACCCUAUAACCGUGAUGGCAAACCUAUGAUAAAUCAGUGUUGCCUGGUGUCAUCAAUCUCCACCUCCAAGUCUCAGCAGGGUCAGCUUUUGUUCCCACGGGAAAAGAGAACCACCUAGCUCCAUGAUGGUGAACCUAUGGCACGCGUGCCACAGGUGGCACGCAGAGCCAUUUGUGCGGGCACACAAGCCCCAGCCAAACUUACCUGCACUGCGCAUGUGCGUGCCUCCCAGCUGAUUUUCAGCCCAUUU
Molecule: messenger RNA, 4434 nt
Organism: Notechis scutatus (mainland tiger snake)
Lineage: Eukaryota; Metazoa; Chordata; Lepidosauria; Squamata; Elapidae
Gene: LIMCH1
Product: LIM and calponin homology domains 1
Biological process (GO): regulation of focal adhesion assembly; positive regulation of stress fiber assembly; actomyosin structure organization
Cellular component (GO): stress fiber
Molecular function (GO): actin binding; myosin II head/neck binding
Source: RefSeq, a predicted model, not a curated record